UAAUUAUUUUAAAUUGCAAUGAAGCAGAGAAUAGGUGGUAAUAGUUUAAAUCAGAAAGAGAAUGAGAAAUGCAUUGGGAAUCAAUAUGCAUUAAAACACAGACCAGGAUUGUAAUAGGAAUUAUUGAUGAACCUAAAGAAUCAACAACUAAGAAAUUUAGAUGCUAUAAGUCAAAUUUUGCAAUCUAAAUUUUGUAAAGUAGAGAAACGAGAUAAUGUUGAAUAUUUUAAAUUUGAUUUCAAAUAAGAGAAUAUAUGUGAUAGAGUGAAGUUCCUAAUAAAUUAGACAGAUGAUGAUACGAAUAAAACCGAGAAAUUCAAAGCAUAAUAUAAAGUUGGCAGUCGUAUAGGUUAAGGUGCUUAUGCAACAGUUAGAGUUGCAAUAUAGAUAGAGAGUGAUACAAAAGUGGCAAUUAAGAUAUAUGAGAAAACAAAGAUUAAAGAUUUAUAGAGAAGAAAAGGAGUAAGGAGAGAGAUUGAAAUCUUAGAAAAAUUAGAUCAUCCAAAUAUAGUUAAAAUAUUAGAUACUGUAGAAUCAAAUAAUCAUGUUAAUAUAAUAUUAGAAUAUGUAAGUGGUAGUUCAUUACAUCAUUUAGUUAGAAAGCAGCCGGUACAAAAAUAUAUCUAAUAUUUUAGGAAAGAAGAUUAGAAGAAGAAAUUGCCAAAGGAAUAUUUAGAUAGAUUCUAGAUGCAAUAUAAUAUUGUCAUUCUAAAAACAUUGCACAUAGAGAUAUCAAAUUAGAAAAUAUAUUAUUAGAAGGGUUAACUCCUAAAUUAAUAGAUUUUGGAUUCUCUACAUCUUUUCCAAUAGAUAAAAGAGUCAAAAUGUUUUGUGGUACUCCCAGUUAUAUGUCACCUGAAAUAGUAACAAGAUAAGAAUAUAGAGGAGAUAAAUCUGAUGUCUGGGCAUUAGGAGUACUCUUAUUCACAAUGCUUUAAGGUGUAUUUCCAUUUAAAGGAGACACUGAUUCAGAAUUAUAUACUAGAAUUUAAUCAGGAGAAUUUACUAUUAUUCAUGAUAUAUCUAAAGAAGCUAUUGCAUUAUUAUAUGGAAUGUUAACUAUUGAUCCAAAUGAAAGACCUAGUGUUUAAGAAUUGCUUAAUUAUCCUUGGUUUUUUAAAUAUUAAAUUCCUCAUUUCAAUAAUGAUAAUGAACAACUCAAAAAAAAACAUAAAUUACCUGAUGAUUUAAUAGAGGAUCUUAAUACUAUAACUAAAAAUAUGUCUUAUAUUACUCCUACUAGUUAAAUUAAAUAAUAAUUCUAUUUUGAUUUUUCAUUACUUAAAAAUAAUACAAAACAAAUUAAUACUAAAGUAUUUUUAACAUUUAUUAUCUUAGGCUAUUAUUCCUAAACCCACUUAUUUUACUACUACUAAUGCUUAAACUAAACUUAAAGAACCUUAAUUUUUUAAAGUUGAUAAAAUUCUUAGUAAAAAUGAUAGACACACUACAACACAUUCUAAAGAAAGAUAACCUACAUUAUCUAAAGAAAGAUAAUCAUCAUAUAGUUUUGAAUCUAGUAAAGGCUUAUCUUAAAAGAAGAAUCCUCAUUAAUUAACUGUUCAUCCUAGUUUUAUUCCAAGUGAAAAAAGUUUCAAUUCUACCAAAAGUCCAUCUAUUGGUAUCACUGAAAAACGUUCUUUCAAUUUUUUUUAUAAUUGA
This is a messenger RNA of Paramecium sonneborni, 1662 nucleotides long. NCBI's taxonomy places the organism in Eukaryota, Ciliophora, Oligohymenophorea, Peniculida, Parameciidae. The record is from the annotation of a GenBank genome assembly.